ACCACGUCGUACCGUGAACGUACCGUGGUCACCGUGGUGCCGUGGUCGUGCAGACUAGACAGUACAUAGUCGUCGCAAUGGACCCUGACCUGAAGCGUCGGUUGCUUCAACGCUGCCAGGAAUUGGGCCUUCGCCCGUACGAGGACACGCCUCGCCAGCCGGAAGGCGUCCGCGCCGAUCGCCGCGAGACAACCGCGCGCGAAGAAUCUGCCGCGGAAGGCGGCGAAGCGGGUGCCUCGACGAGCUCGUCCGAGCCGCACGACCCUUCAAGCCGCCGCGAGGACACGCAGUGGUAACUGAUAUUUUUUUAUUAAACGGUGAGUGCGGUGUCGCGUGCCUUCACUAAUCAGCCACUAACUGUCCCUUUGGGUACCGUAACUGGCGAGGAUGGCGAUAAAUGUGUUAUGCUGGUAUUGACUGGCACGAUAUUGUAUGCUACAAGGUGCAGUUGCGGCCACUGCGUUGUGAUGCCCACGACGCGAGAGUGCCUGUGCUGUCAAGAGGUCAGCCAGGUCACCGCCAAGGCCGGCAACAAGUGCAUCACGCGCCACAAAGACUUUUUUGGUGCCAUCCUGAACCCUGUCGUCCUCCAGAUUGCUUAUGGCAUGAGGGCAAUGGAGCUGCACGACGGGGAACUCCUCCGGCAGAGAACGGCCCAUAAGAAAUACAGGUAUGUGGCAUACCGUCAGUUCUCCAGGUGGAUAUGGCAGCGGCUUGGCAAAGGCAACAGGAAAGUCCUGCCCUCCUGUGUCAUCCAAGCCAUCCGAACUGCCUAUCCGUCUGAAGUAUAUCGGGGGUUUGCGUAUCCCGCUCUGUAAACGUAUACAGAGCACAAGCUCUUCUGCUUCAUGCACACAGGGAGUUAUAAUUAGGGUGUGCAUUUUCCGGUUUUAACCGAAAAACACCGAUAAACAUCCGUCGGCGACUAAAAUAU
Molecule: messenger RNA, 934 nt
Organism: Ixodes scapularis (black-legged tick)
Lineage: Eukaryota; Metazoa; Arthropoda; Arachnida; Ixodida; Ixodidae
Product: P2X purinoceptor 7
Exons: 2
Coding region: 405-818 (137 amino acids)
Source: RefSeq, a predicted model, not a curated record